CUGGCGCCCUGGGCUUCCUGAAGCUGGGGCUGCAUCAUGGACCACCUCAGGGCGCCCCUCUGGCCUCGGGUUGGCCCCCUCUGUCUGCUUCUUGCUGGGGCAGCCUGGGCUCCCUCACCCAGCCUCCCGGACCCCAAGUUUGAGAGCAAAGCGGCCCUGCUGGCAUCCCGGGGCACCGAAGAACUUCUGUGCUUCACCCAGCGCUUGGAGGACUUGGUGUGUUUCUGGGAGGAAGCGGCGAGCUCCGGCAUGGGCUUCAACUACAGCUUCUCUUACCAGCUCGAGGGUGAGUCACGAAAGUCAUGUCGCCUGCACCAGGCGCCCACAGUCCGCGGCUCGGUGCGUUUCUGGUGUUCACUGCCGACCGCGGACACGUCGAGCUUCGUGCCGCUCGAGCUGCGCGUGACGGCGGCCUCCGGAUCUCCUCGCUACCACCGCAUCAUCCAUAUCAAUGAAGUUGUGCUCCUGGACGCCCCCGCGGGGCUGCUGGCGCGCCGGGCAGAGGAGGGCAGCCACGUGGUGCUGCGCUGGCUGCCGCCUCCUGGGGCACCUAUGACCACUCACAUCCGCUACGAGGUGGACGUGUCGGCGGGCAACCGGGCAGGGGGGACCCAAAGGGUGGAGGUUCUGGAAGGACGCACUGAGUGCGUCCUGAGCAACCUGCGGGGCGGGACGCGCUACACCUUCGCUGUUCGAGCGCGCAUGGCCGAGCCGAGCUUCAGCGGCUUCUGGAGCGCCUGGUCUGAGCCUGCUUCGCUGCUGACCGCUAGCGACCUGGACCCUCUCAUCCUGACGCUGUCUCUCAUCCUGGUUCUCAUCUCGCUGCUGCUGGGAGUGCUGGCCUUGCUCUCCCACCGCCGGACUCUGAAGCAGAAGAUCUGGCCUGGCAUCCCAAGCCCAGAGAGUGAGUUCGAGGGUCUCUUCACCACCCACAAGGGUAACUUCCAGGUAGGUGACCUGUUUGUCCACGCUGCUUCUGGGGCUGCCUGCGUGCUGAAGCCCAGGUCUCUGAGCAGGAGGGUGCUCUCUUCCCAGCUGUGGCUGCUCCAGCAUGAUGGCUGUCUGUGGUGGAGCCCAAGCAACUCCUUCCCAGAGGACCCACCUGCCCACCUAGAAGUCCUCUCAGAGCGCUGCUGGGGGGUGACACAGGCAGGGGAACCAGGGGCAGAUGACAAGGGGCCCUUGCUGGAGCCGGUGGGCAGUGAGCAUGCCCAGGACACCUACCUGGUAUUGGAUGAAUGGUUGCUGCCCCGGAGCCCAUGCAGUGAGGACCUCUCGGGAUCUGGGGACAGUGUGGACCCGGUGACUAUGGAUGAAGGCUCAGAAGCAUCUUCCUGCCCCUCUGACUUGGCCUCAAAGCCUAGGCCAGAGGGCACCUCACCUUCCAGCUUUGAGUACACCAUCCUGGACCCCAACUCUCAGCGCCUGUGCCCUCGGGCACUGCCUCCUGAGCUGCCUCCCACGCCACCUCACCUGAAGUACCUGUACCUUGUGGUGUCCGAUUCCGGCAUCUCAACAGAUUACAGUUCAGGGAGCUCCCAGGGAGUUCACGGAGACUCAUCUGAUGGCCCCUAUUCCCACCCCUAUGAGAAUAGCCUUGUUCCGGACCCAGAGCCUCGGCACCCCAGCUACGUGGCCUGCUCCUAGGACUCCAGCCUACAAGAUCCCAACCCCCCAACUUCUUGAACAAGGUUGGUGAGGACAUACUUGAAGUCACAGCUGACCUUGGCCCUCUGCCCAGCCCAAUCCUGCCCAGGAAGCGACAGCCUUGCACUGUUAAGAUGGACAGUUAUCUGUGUACAGAAAUAUAUACAUAGCGAUUUUUCUACCAUGA
Peromyscus californicus insignis is the source of this 1834-nucleotide messenger RNA. It is a transcript of the gene Epor, whose product is annotated as erythropoietin receptor. The record is from RefSeq and is a predicted model, not a curated record. Gene Ontology annotation, biological process: cytokine-mediated signaling pathway; hemopoiesis; positive regulation of cell population proliferation. The transcript has 7 exons. Lineage: Eukaryota; Metazoa; Chordata; Mammalia; Rodentia; Cricetidae. Gene Ontology annotation, cellular component: external side of plasma membrane; membrane. Gene Ontology annotation, molecular function: erythropoietin receptor activity; protein binding. Bases 37 to 1647 code for a protein of 536 amino acids.